CGACGAAGGACCCACCAACGGCGGCUCAUCGUUGGUUUCCCGGAGUUUCAGGGAAAAUAGUUCGUGUAAAUGAAACUUUAUCCAUCUGAAAUCUGAAACAUCUCAUUUAACACUCCGCUUUGAGCCGGGCUUAGCGCUCUGAUAGCAGCCCCUGAAGAACACAGUGUGGAACCAACCAAACGGGAGCCAUGUUUCUCUACAACAUCACCCUGCAGCGCGCCACUGGCAUCACCCAUGCUAUCCAUGGAAACUUCUCAGGAACCAAGAUGCAAGAAAUUGUUGUUUCCAGAGGGAAAAUCUUGGAAAUAUUGCGACCAGAUGCCAACACAGGAAAGGUGCACACUCUUCUCACAGUGGAGGUGUUCGGCAUCAUAAGAUCCCUGAUGGCCUUCAGACUUACAGGAGGAACCAAAGAUUACAUUGUCGUGGGUAGUGACAGUGGCCGUAUCGUCAUCUUGGAGUAUCAUCCAUCAAAAAACAUGUUUGAGAAGAUCCACCAGGAAACGUUUGGGAAGAGCGGCUGCCGACGCAUUGUUCCUGGACAGUUCCUGGCUGUCGACCCAAAAGGCAGAGCUGUUAUGAUAGGAGCGAUAGAGAAACAGAAGCUGGUCUAUAUUCUGAACAGAGAUGCUGCUGCAAGACUGACCAUCUCCUCUCCACUGGAAGCCCACAAAGCAAACACCCUGGUCUACCAUGUAGUCGGAGUCGAUGUCGGCUUUGAAAAUCCAAUGUUUGCCUGCUUAGAAAUGGACUACGAGGAAGCUGACAAUGACCCAACAGGAGAAGCAGCUGCAAACACACAACAGACACUCACCUUUUAUGAGCUGGAUCUCGGCUUGAAUCACGUGGUGCGCAAGUACAGCGAAGCUUUGGAGGAACAUGGAAAUUUCCUCAUCACAGUUCCUGGUGGUUCUGAUGGUCCCAGCGGAGUUCUGAUCUGCUCUGAAAACUACAUCACUUACAAGAAUUUUGGAGACCAGCCUGACAUUCGUUGUCCCAUCCCACGACGCAGGAAUGACCUGGAUGACCCAGAGCGUGGCAUGAUAUUUGUCUGCUCAGCCACCCACAAGACCAAGUCCAUGUUCUUCUUCCUGGCCCAGACUGAGCAGGGAGACAUCUUUAAAGUUACGCUAGAAACAGAUGAAGAAAUGGUCACAGAAAUCCGACUGAAGUACUUCGACACAAUCCCUGUGGCAACAGCCAUGUGUGUCCUGAAGACUGGCUUCCUGUUUGUUUCUUCAGAGUUUGGAAACCAUUACCUUUACCAAAUUGCUCACUUGGGCGAUGAUGACGAAGAGCCUGAGUUCUCGUCUGCAAUGCCGUUGGAAGAGGGAGACACCUUCUUCUUCCAGCCUCGCCCGCUGAAGAACCUGGUGCUGGUGGAUGAACAGGAGAACCUGUCGCCUAUCAUGUCCUGUCAGAUUGCUGAUUUGGCCAAUGAAGACACACCUCAGCUGUAUGUAGCCUGUGGACGAGGACCGAGGUCUACUCUAAGGGUCCUUCGGCACGGAUUGGAGGUUUCAGAGAUGGCUGUGUCUGAGCUGCCCGGUAAUCCUAACGCUGUGUGGACAGUACGCAGACAUGUCGAAGACGAGUUUGACGCCUACAUCAUCGUGUCUUUCGUCAACGCUACUCUGGUUCUGUCCAUCGGAGAGACUGUAGAGGAAGUGACGGAUUCUGGGUUUCUGGGAACAACGCCCACUCUGUCCUGCUCACUGCUGGGCGAGGACGCUCUCGUGCAGGUUUACCCAGAUGGUAUCCGUCACAUCCGAGCAGACAAGCGUGUGAAUGAGUGGAAGACUCCUGGUAAAAAGACUAUCGUCCGCUGUGCCGUGAACCAGCGGCAAGUCGUUAUCGCCCUCACUGGAGGGGAGCUGGUCUACUUUGAGAUGGACCCGUCCGGCCAGCUGAACGAGUACACAGAGAGGAAGGAGAUGUCCGCUGAUGUGGUUUGCAUGAGUCUGGCCAACGUUCCACCUGGUGAGCAGCGCUCUCGGUUCCUGGCUGUUGGACUGGUUGACAACACCGUCCGAAUCAUCUCCCUGGACCCUUCGAACGGGGUGCUGCUCAGGACCGUUUUGGACCCAGUGACCGGUGACCUAUCCGAUACCAGAACACGCUACCUGGGGUCACGACCUGUCAAACUGUUCAGAGUCAGGAUGCAGGGGCAGGAAGCUGUAUUGGCAAUGUCCAGCCGCUCCUGGCUCAGCUACUCAUACCAGUCUCGCUUCCAUCUGACCCCCCUCUCUUAUGAGACUCUGGAGUACGCCUCCGGCUUCGCCUCAGAGCAAUGCCCAGAAGGCAUCGUGGCCAUCUCCACCAACACACUGAGAAUCUUGGCUUUGGAGAAACUCGGCGCCGUCUUCAACCAAGUGGCCUUUCCUCUGCAGUACACUCCCAGGAAGUUUGUAAUCCACCAGGAGACCAACAACCUCAUUUUGAUCGAGACCGACCACAACGCCUACACCGAGGCGACCAAAGCUCAAAGAAAGCAACAGAUGGCUGAGGAGAUGGUGGAGGCUGCUGGAGAGGAUGAAAGAGAACUGGCCGCUGAGAUGGCCGCUGCUUUCCUCAACGAGAAUCUCCCAGAAGCCAUUUUUGGUUCGCCUAAAGCUGGAGCCGGGCAGUGGGCCUCGCUGGUGCGACUGGUCAACCCCAUACAGGGUUCAACGCUGGACCAGGUGCAGCUGGAACAGAACGAAGCCGCCUUUAGUGUUGCAGUGUGUCGUUUUACCAACACAGGAGAUGAUUGGUAUGUUCUGGUCGGCGUUGCCAGGGACAUGAUUCUCAACCCGAGGUCAGUUGGCGGCGGCUUCAUCUACACCUACCGGCUCACUGGUGGAGGGGAGAAGCUGGAGUUUGUGCACAAGACCCCAGUAGAGGACGUGCCUUUGGCCAUUGCACCAUUCCAGGGACGAGUCCUGGUGGGAGUUGGGAAACUGCUGAGAAUCUACGACCUGGGCAAAAAGAAGCUGCUGCGCAAGUGUGAGAACAAGCACGUUCCCAACCUGGUGACCGGCAUCCACACCAUUGGCCAGCGUGUGAUCGUGUCCGACGUCCAGGAGAGUCUGUUCUGGGUUCGUUACCGACGCAACGAGAACCAGCUCAUCAUCUUCGCCGAUGACACGUAUCCCCGCUGGGUGACGACAGCCUGUCUGCUCGACUACGACACCAUGGCCUCCGCUGACAAGUUUGGAAACAUCAGCAUCGUGCGUCUUCCCCCGAACACCAGCGAUGAUGUGGAUGAAGACCCCACAGGGAACAAAGCUUUGUGGGACAGGGGCCUCCUUAAUGGAGCAUCACAGAAGGCCGAGGUAAUCGUGAACUACCAUGUAGGAGAGACCGUGUUGUCGCUCCAGAAAACCACUCUGAUCCCUGGAGGUUCUGAGUCGCUGGUCUACACCACACUGUCCGGAGGCAUCGGCAUACUGGUCCCGUUCACUUCACACGAGGAUCAUGACUUCUUCCAGCAUUUAGAGAUGCACAUGCGCUCUGAGUUCCCUCCCCUCUGUGGCCGAGACCAUCUCAGCUUUAGAUCCUACUACUUUCCCGUCAAGAAUGUGAUCGAUGGAGAUCUGUGCGAGCAGUUCAACAGCAUGGAUCCUCACAAGCAGAAAAGCGUUGCUGAGGAGCUGGACAGAACGCCGCCCGAAGUCUCCAAGAAACUGGAGGACAUCCGCACUCGCUACGCCUUCUAACCACACCCACACACCUUCACACAGCAGCACACUCAUUCUAGGAAUACAUAUAACAAUGUGACACACAAAUUCUGCUGUGCAACCGUUUUCCCCCGUUACGGAUUCAGACUGAUGGCGUCAUGCGGUUGACAGUGAGCAGACACACACUGUGCUACAUGCAAAUACACCAGCAGCCACACUGUCUGGUAACUGUCCUACAUCGGCCACCGAUGACGCAAAUGACCCCUUUCUCAACGCUGCAAUUACCUGCAAUGAGAAGUGCGAGCUGUUUACAGACACGCCACAGAUAGAUGUUCACCAGAGCAGUUACUGAGAAGUCAGCGUCGGUGUUUGACACCUCGUCUGUGCUGUUUGUCAGCAGAAACCACACAUGCAGCCGCUACACGGAAACAUGAUGAGUCUCAGCUCUUUUAACAUUACGAGACAGUUAUUUUUUCACACGUACAGCCGUGUGAAAAUAAUUCAGAAGCAGUUUUUGCUCUGUCAUCUGUUCACAUUAUCACACUGAACUGAAAUCUUCUGCGAAUGAGUGAAUGAAGACAUUUUAUUUAAAGACUUUUUUUUUUUUUUUUUUUUAAGAUUUCCCCAAGUAGUAGUUAUUCCCUGAUGUACACCAAGUGUGGAGAUUGAUUUCAUGCUGUCUGGACGGAUGAGGCAUGUGAGCCUGACAAUAUUUUUGUGUCUUUAACGGGUUAUUUAGAAAGAAGAAGUAUUUCAUUUUGCGUGUCCUCUAACUUUGAUCUCAACAAAAUGAAUUUUUGUAUGGUGUGACUGUUUUAAUUUGUAUUCAUUAGAAUCAUCUGUUAAUGAUACAUAUACCAUGGUCCCAGAUGGUACUGUCAAGCCUCUCUCAGCCUCUCACCCUACCUGUCUUUUUGAGCUCAUUAAAGCAUAUUGCUUACUUGCAGCCAAACAGAAGCUGACCUCUAAACCGAGUCCAAGCUUCGGGCCACGGUUCAAGAAGUGUUGCCAUACUGCGGCAUUAGACGACGGGUGCACGCAGACUAAAUAAGUGGGUGGAAAAAUACUGCAGGUUUGCACUGGGUGUUGUUCUUGUCAGUCCAGUAAAUUCCCAACCUCAGCCACAGACAUAGCAUUCCACAGUAGUCACAGAAUUUCGGGGGUUUGUGGGACAGGGGCAGUGGUCUGUUUUUGUAAAUAAAGUUGUUUUUGUACUUUAUGAAA
Molecule: messenger RNA, 4883 nt
Organism: Stegastes partitus (bicolor damselfish)
Lineage: Eukaryota; Metazoa; Chordata; Actinopteri; Pomacentridae
Gene: sf3b3
Product: splicing factor 3b, subunit 3
Exons: 26
Coding region: 189-3698 (1169 amino acids)
Cellular component (GO): nucleus
Molecular function (GO): nucleic acid binding; protein binding
Source: RefSeq, a predicted model, not a curated record